AGGUCAGGUUAGGUCGCUCUGCCGCCGCCGCUCGACGUGUUUGGGUUCGGCGUUCUCGAUUCUCGAUUUGUUUCUCUCACGUACUCGGCAUUCAACACGCACGCAAGGGAUGCCGGCCGUCUCGCAGCUGCACAAGUGGGCCCUCGGGCUCGGCGCGGUGAGCGGCGCGCUGCUGUAUUAUUACAACGCGCAGUCCGACCACGCGAGCUCGCUGCACGUCCACAACUCGUGGACGACGAAUUACACCCCCUCGGUGAAGUGGGACCACAACUGGGACAGACGAGAUCCGAAGAGCCUGGUGAAGCCGAUGAAGAUAACCGAUGAGAACGACGAGAACAAGUACAACGAGAAGUUUGAGACGAAGAGGUCGAAGGCCGUGCGACACGUGCUCUUGAUUCGCCACGGACAGUAUUACAUGGACGGGAAGACGGACGUCGAGAGAGUGCUGACCGAACUUGGCAGAAAGCAGGCCGAGGCGACGGGAAAGAGGCUGGCGGAAUUGAACUUGCCUUACUCGGUGAUAGUGAGAUCCACCAUGACGCGCGCUCUGGAAACUUCGCUAAUUAUAGAAAAGAGUCUUGCAAAUGUGCCAGUUGAGAAUGAUAGUCUGUUGGUCGAAGGUGCACCUAUACCCCCGGAGCCGCCUAUCGGACACUGGAAGUCGGAGAAACAUUUCUUCCAAGAUGGACCCAGGAUAGAAGCGGCGUUUAGAAAGUACUUUCACCGCGCCGAUUCUAGCCAGACUGAAGAUUCUUACACCGUUCUCGUAUGCCACGCGAACGUCAUCAGAUAUUUCGUUUGUCGGGCGUUACAAUUCCCGCCGGAAGCAUGGCUGCGGAUAUGCUUGAAACACGGAAGCAUCACCUGGCUCUGUAUUCAUCCAAGCGGUAGAGUCGCCAUCUUUUGUCUAGGAGACACUGGACAUAUGCCACCGCAGAGUAUAACGUCUAGCUAAAAAUGUGUGGCCCACGUGACGCGACUACGUGCAUUUAAACGACGCAUCUUCGAUAAGCGUAUACCAACGUAUACAUCGAGACUGCUCUCCGCAAGAACGAGGUGUGCGAGAGAGAUCUCGCGUCAUUGUAGCGGGAAUAAUUCACUUCUCACACGGCUUACGCUCGCUGGGUGGAACUGCGUGCAAUUGUACGAACGUGCGGGCGAGCCGCCGACCUCCGUAAAAGUAUUUCGACGCAACGUGCACGCGAGGUAACGAAUACGCAAAGGCUAAACUACAUUUAAGGAAGUUGUUUAUCUCGUGCAUCUGAGCGUACAUAUUUUCCCCCUUAGCUCAGUUGUGCAACCGAGCUACCUAAAUUAUAAGAAAGUCGUUUGAGCAUUUGGAUUGUGUACGCAUAUUUUUUUAAAUAUAGUUUUUUAAUGUCAC
This is a messenger RNA of Vollenhovia emeryi, 1384 nucleotides long. It is a transcript of the gene Pgam5, whose product is annotated as serine/threonine-protein phosphatase Pgam5, mitochondrial. The record is from RefSeq and is a predicted model, not a curated record. NCBI's taxonomy places the organism in Eukaryota, Metazoa, Arthropoda, Insecta, Hymenoptera, Formicidae. Gene Ontology annotation, biological process: positive regulation of mitochondrial fission. Bases 110 to 955 code for a protein of 281 amino acids. The transcript has 5 exons. Gene Ontology annotation, cellular component: mitochondrion.